This is a messenger RNA of Ictalurus furcatus (blue catfish), 5480 nucleotides long. RefSeq names its product toll-like receptor 8. The record is from RefSeq and is a predicted model, not a curated record. The coding region runs from base 1313 to 4438 and encodes 1041 amino acids. Gene Ontology annotation, molecular function: pattern recognition receptor activity; protein binding. The transcript has 2 exons. Gene Ontology annotation, cellular component: plasma membrane. NCBI's taxonomy places the organism in Eukaryota, Metazoa, Chordata, Actinopteri, Siluriformes, Ictaluridae. Gene Ontology annotation, biological process: canonical NF-kappaB signal transduction; defense response to virus; positive regulation of interleukin-6 production.
CUCAGCUCUUUUAUUUUCCCACUCUCUUGAACUUACAGCUUUACUGGACCUCUGACUCUUACUGGUACUGACACUGGCGACUCCUUCCAUAAAUGUUAAAUAUAAACAAUGUCGCAGUUUUUUUUUUAUCUCUUUAUGUCGAGCUGUUAUUAUACAAACGAUAACAAGCACAUUAAUAUCAAUCUGUGAUUUGCAGCUGCGCUACUGAACGCCUUCUGACCAAUCACAAUCCAGAAUUCAGUAGUGCUCUGGUCCAAAUUACACUGUAGGGAUUGUUUUGUCUUGUGCUUCAGCGUGUGUCUGGUCUGAAAAAUAAAAUCUGCUAUUUUAAACUUGUUUCCAGUCAAGUUAAAUAACUGUAAAAUGCUUCAAUACAGACAGCGCAGAUUAUACACUAAGAUCAACAGCAGUGUGCACAUUAGUGUGUUAUUGGGGUGUAAAGCACUGACGUUAUCUGUAUCUGUUUAGUGGCUCGAAUACGGGUAUCUGUACUCAGAUUUAAACCUGAAGUGGGCGUGGCCUAAACCUGUUUUUUCUUUCUUUCUUUCUUUUUUAAAGAUGUCACUGCACCCCCGGGAAAACACUGAAAGCAGGUGUAGAAAUGUCAGCAGUGUCAGCAUGAUGCAUGAAUUCUGACAGUUCCUCAACCUCAGCUACAUCAUGCCGCAUGUUUUCUUUAAUCCGUUCGUGGCGUUCUACCUGCCCACCAUCUGUUUGAAUGAUUUUAGUCAUGUUCUAUGUCUCAAAAAUAUAAACAAACUAAUAUCAUUCAAACCAUCGUGACCCUGAGCAAGUAUUGUGUGUCGUCAGUCAUGUUCCAGUCUCCUGUAUUAUUUCAUUUUUAUUUUCAAAUGUAAAACAGUUUACAUUGUAAAGGGUGUCAUGAUUAUGUCCGUUUAGAUGUACGCUGACUUACAAUUGACUAACAGAAUAACUUGGAGAAAAGGGAAAUGGCUCUUCAGCACUUCCUCUGUGGACUCGGAGGUGUAAAAAUAAAACGGUAAUCACUGAGAUAGAACUCAGCAACUGGUAAAAUACAUGCACCGAUUUCUCCAGACAACAGAUUUGAAUGGAACGUUUGCUAAAUGGUGUACAGUUAUGGGGAAAACCGAAGAUCUUAAUAUAAGUUUACUGAUUGCCAUGUGACAAAACCUCAGCAGCUAUUAUACCACACACUACUGGAGAAAGACUGCUGGUCGGCUGUUAGAGCAAAACUUCCUUUUUUCCCACAGAGGCAACUCUACGUGAAUCACUCAACAUCACUUCUUUGGGUGUCAACUCUUAAAGGAACUAUAUAUGGAUUAUCGCUAACAUGGAGGCUAGCACACACAGGCUAAUGCUAGUAUGCUUGGUGAUAAUCAAGUUUCUGAUCGGAUUGGCAGUGUUUGUUCAGGAUACAGAAUUUCUGAGGAAACACCCAUGCAACAUCCACAUGAAUGAAACUACAGAGACUGUUGAGUUUGACUGCCAUGGACGGAAAUUACGAGACCUGCCCGUUAUUUUUAAGAACACCAUCAGCCUUGAUUUAUCUGACAAUGGAAUCAAGAACCUAUCAGCAAAUGCACUGAAAGACCUGCAGAAACUGAUCGAUCUAAAUCUAGACUGGAUGAACCACAAAUUUAACGUGAACAUCACCGAGGGGGCUUUUGCAAACUUAAUAAACCUGGAAAAAUUGCGGCUUAACGGAGUGGGUCUGCCAGAGGUACCUGCACAGCUUCCGAACUCCCUGAAAGAACUGAGAUUGGACAUGAACAACAUUUUCUCGCUAAGUCCCGGAAACUUUUUACAACUAAAAAACCUGACCCAUCUUUAUCUAUCCAAAAAUUGCUUUUACGGGAAUCCCUGUUUGAAGAGUUUCAAAAUUGAUAACGGAACUUUUUCAAGUUUGGACAAGUUACUACAUCUGAGUUUGUCAUAUAAUAAUCUCACCCACGUUCCCAGAUAUUUGCCUGUCUCCUUGGUAACACUUGAACUCGCUUCCAACAAUAUAUCGUUCAUCGGAGAAGAUGAUUUCAAACAGCUCCCAAAUCUCGAAACCCUUAAAAUUCAGGGAAAUUGUCCACGCUGUUACAACGCUCCGUAUCCAUGCACACCGUGUGCCAAUGGUUCUAUCGAUAUUCAUGAACGAGCUUUCGACCACCUUCAAACUCUUAAAUUACUGCAUCUUGCUGGGAAUUCGAUUUCUAUCAUCAAGAAAGCUUGGUUCAGGAACAUACUGAAGCUCCAGGAACUCUACCUUUCCUACAAUUUUCUGACAGAACAGAUCCAGGAUGGAGCAUUUUUGAGUAACUUAAGGCUCCUGGAAAAACUUGAUCUCUCAUUUAAUUAUGGAUUACAAGCUUAUCCAGAAACUGUGCACCUAGCACCAACCUUUGCCAACUUGGUCAGUCUUCACACGCUGCAUAUCCAAGGUUUGGUUUUCAGAAAGAUCCAAAACCACUCAUUGGAAUCUCUUUAUGGUUUGCAAAAUCUGUCCACGUUAGAUAUAGGAAUCAAUUUCAUCGUGAACGUGGAUCCAGACAUAUUUAACAAAUUUAAUAAUUUAAAACUGCUGUAUCUGUCAGAAAACCGUCUCUAUCCUAUCACUAACUCUGAGGUUAGUGAGCCAGAUAAUAACAUAAAGCCUCCACGCUUCAACCUACCUGGGCUGACAGAUUCUCUUUUUCAAAGGAAUAUAGAACCUUAUCAGCCUAUUAAAGGGCUGAUCAAACCUGAGUGCUUCGCUGCUGGUCGUGUGCUGGAUCUGAGCAGAAAUAAUCUUUUUUUUAUUUCCCCGAAGGAAUUUGAGGGAUAUAUAAACAUUUCCUGCCUCAACCUGUCCAGAAAUGGCUUUGCAUCGGCGUUAAAUGGAACAGAAUUCACAACACUGCCUAACCUAAAAUAUUUAGAUUUGUCUUAUAACAAGAUCGAUUUGGCCUACGAUUACGCUUUUGAAGAAUUAAAGGAGUUGGAGGUGCUUGACCUCAGCUUUAACGAACAUUAUUUCAUUGUGCCCGGGGUGACCCAUAAUUUGAACUUCCUAAAAAAUUUGCCUAAGCUGAGAGUAUUAAACAUGAGUUCCAACAGCAUUUUUACACUAACGACGAAGCACAUGUGCAGCGACUCGCUGGUCGAGCUUCAGUUCAAGGAUAAUCAACUGGGGAAGCUUUGGAAAAGUAAGAAAGGUACAUACAAUAGUUACACGCAACUUUUUUGGAACUUGACAAAUCUGACCCAUCUUGAUAUAUCACGCAAUAACAUCCUGAAGUUACCUACAGAUGUUUACAAAUACCUGCCUGUCACACUAAAAAGAUUCAGACUGAACAACAAUGCCCUGACGAGUCUCGACUGGACUUUGAUGAAGACCUUUACACAGCUUAAGGAGCUCAUUCUUGGCUACAACCACCUGACGUAUGUCUCUGCAAACAUAACCCAGAAUAUCCCGUCCUUGCGUUACCUCGACCUGAGCCAUAACAGAAUCUCUCGUCUGGACAGCUACUUUCUCAAAGGCGCGGGCAAUCUUAAAAUGCUGGAUCUGAGUUAUAAUAAAUUAAGCAUCAUUAAUGACACCACCUUCCCACCCAAGGAAGAAAAUCACUUGAACACUUUGUGGCUCCAUAAGAACCCGUAUCGUUGCACGUGCGACAUAAGAGAAUUUAUCCAUUGGAUUUUGAAAAGCAACCUGCCGAAAAUCCCCAAACUGUACACUUCUGUGCAGUGCAGCAUGCCUGAAGCAACCAAGGGCAACAGGCUGAUAUCCUUUGAAAUCAAUCAAUGCAAUAAUGAAAACGUCGCCUUCGCGCUCUACUUAUUCUUCACGUCGCUCAUUGUUGUGGUCACCUUUGUGGCAACCUUGAUGCACAUGUUCUACUGGGACUUUUCAUACGUGUUCUACUACAUGAAAGCCAAAUUCAAAGGGUACCAGCACUUGAGCUCUGGAAUUAAUGCCUACGAUGCCUUUGUUACUUACGACACCAAAGACCCGCAGGUUUCCGAGUGGGUCCUGAACCAUCUCCGGGUUCAGCUGGAGGAACAAGGUGAUCACUUCCUUCCGGUCUGUUUGGAAGAACGUGACUGGCUGCCCGGCUGCCCCGUCCUAGACAGCCUGACCAACAGCAUUCGGCAGAGUCGCAAGACAGUCUUUGUCCUCACUCAUUCCUACGUGAAGAGCGGCUCAUUCAAGAUGGCCAUGUACCUGGCACACCAGCGUCUGCUGGAUGAAAGCGAGGACGUGAUCGUGCUGCUGCUACUUGAUCCUGUGCUGCAGAACUCGCAUUUCCUGCGCCUGCGGAGGCGACUCUGCAGCCACAGCGUGCUCGAGUGGCCCCGGACGCCCGCCGCAGAACCCUGGUUCUGGCAAUGUCUGAGAAAUGUAAUUCGACUUGAGAACAAUGUCAUGUACAGCAACAUCUACUCCAGAUACUUCACUAUCAAAAACAGACCCAGAGAGAGAGACUGAACUGCACGAUAUAUAUAUAUUUCAUAUUAUAAAUAUUUCAUAUAUAAAAUAUAUUUCAACAAACAUCAUAUUCGUAUCAUUAUGAGCAUGAUUCUGACGACUGCAUAAAGGUGAACAUUCACGUGUGAAAAUACUGCAGUGCGAACGUCUCAUGGGCAACAUUUCUAUUUCUUUUUUAAUUAAGUCACAGAUAUCAGAACUAAUUUCUGUAGUUACAUAGCUCUCAUUUAUUUCUAUUAGUUUUAUAGCAAGUUGGUUGCUAGGGUGUUGCCAGGUGGUUGCUAGGUUAUUGCUUUGUGGUUCCUACACUGUUUCUCGUCGGUUGCUACUGUAUGAUAUUAAAGGGGGUUGCUAUGCUAUCUCAGCUGGUUGCUAUGGUGUUUUUAGAUGGUUGCUAUGCUAUCCCAGCUGGUUGCUAUGGUGUUGCUGGGUGGUUGCUAUGCUAUCCUAAGUGGUCAAUAGAUUGUUGCUAGGAGGCUCCCAUGAUACUCUAGGUGGUUGAAGAAACACGUCUUGGCUACACAGACUACACGUGAAAUUAGGAGAGCACUGUUUAUAUUUUAGUUUUGUCUGAACUGCUGUAUUAAAAGCCUUCUCUCUCAGUAGCAUGCUAUUUAUCUACGCUACACUGUCAAAAGUCCAGGUACUGUAGAAUUUUGUUUCCAGUUUUGAACAAAAGGUGUAAAUACAGUAUUGAAGGUAAACAGUGGUUGAGCUGUUGAACUGACUGAGGUGUAAAGAUGCCUUACAUCGUCUGGGUUCUGCUAAAGGGACGUGUGAGAACUUUUUUAACAGAUGUGCAAUGAAUGAUACUGAUACAUGACACAACUUUAUCACAGAUAUUACGCACGUUAACGUCGAGAAUAAGAUUCAUGAAAAGGCGUUUUAGAAAGAAAUUCUGAAAAGAAAGAAGUGAUGGCCCAGUGCUUCCUGUUUCGCUGUGAGAAAUAUUGUAGAUGGUGUGUUUUGUUUUGUUUUUUAAUGAAAAAAGGAAAUUGUUCCUUUGUUGCUUUUGUACUAAAUAAAACUUCAAAAUUCAUUU